Messenger RNA from Symsagittifera roscoffensis, 3356 nucleotides. Its product is annotated as disintegrin and metalloproteinase domain-containing protein 10-like. The record is from RefSeq and is a predicted model, not a curated record. Gene Ontology annotation, molecular function: metalloendopeptidase activity. NCBI's taxonomy places the organism in Eukaryota, Metazoa, Xenacoelomorpha, Acoela, Convolutidae. The transcript has 11 exons. Gene Ontology annotation, cellular component: plasma membrane. Gene Ontology annotation, biological process: Notch signaling pathway; membrane protein ectodomain proteolysis. The coding region runs from base 1 to 2946 and encodes 981 amino acids.
AUGGGCAUAUCAGUGGUAGCCAGUUCAUCCAAGCUUCGUAUUUAUAAUUUCUACAUCCCCCCUCGCUCGAGCUGUCCCCCUGGUUACUCUGCGUCCCUUGCCGAACUACUUGAACCUGGGGACGCCUUAGUACUCGGGGAUGCCAACGCACAUUCACAACUAUGGAACUCCAACAUCGAGGAAGAUCAACGCGGCUCUAUGGAAUAUGGUAUCGGGGUACUAUUCUUUGUAUAUUGCUUUCAAUUAACCGGUGGAUUCAGGUAUGAAUCACUGAGGUACUCCAAAAAUGCCUUGAAUGGACUCAACUUGGACCAGCAUGUGAGGCUUCGCAGAGCAGCUACAGAUAACAGAUACUCAAAACCUCCUCCAUCCAAUCCAGUGCAGCUGAGCUUUGAAGCGUUAAAUAGAACUUUCAAUCUACAGUUGUUUGAAAACAGUCGACAUAUUUUCUCGGAUCAGUUCUACAUUCAGUUUCCAGAUGGAUGUAAGACCUUAUCCCAAGUUCUAGUGCAUUCCCAGGAAACAGGCGGAAAGAAAGUGACCAUUUUAAAAGGUCAUCUGGCCGACAAAGGGAGGAAUUCUCUGGUGUACGGUUAUGCAGCCGACGGAGUGUUUUUCGGCCGUAUUAAAGACUUAGCUGACGGAAGUUCUUUCUAUGUCGACUCGGUCGAAUCAUUCAGUCGCAAUAAUUUCAACAAUAGUAACGACUCAAUCGCAACAGACCACGAUGUGCAUUCAGUUAUAUACGAUGAAUUGUCGUUGCCUAUCAAUGGUCGUCCCUUCCAUCAUUCGUCAGAGGGAGAGAACUCCGCUAAUUCUUCAGAAGAAGCAUCCGAAGACGAGAGCGACUCCUCGGUCGUGACAGGCUGUGCGUACCAUGGUGCUACUCGGGAUCACAUGGAACAGAUGCAAAUGCACACACAAACCACUAAGUGGGACAAAAAUAAAUUCAGUAGCGAUGCAAUCAGAGACAGUAUUCAGGACAGAAUCAGAAGAUCAUCAUCUUCAAAUCAGUCCGCGCCAAAUACCGUGUACAAAAAGAACACAUGUCUACUCUCUAUCACAAGUGACCAUCUAUUCACUGCACAGUACAAUGACGUGAGUGUGGUGACUGCAGAAGUGGCCAAUUUUGUGGCGGAACUCAACAGCAUCUUCGAGCAGUUGGAGUUUGCGGAUGGAACCAAAGGAUAUGGAUUCGCAAUAGCAAAAAUCAUAAUCGAAGACGAAAGUUCCUUACAGCGUGACGACUACAAGUACAAAGACCCCUACAUUGGAGUGGAGAAGUUGCUGGACUUAGUGUCGACUGAGGAUCACUCCGAGUACUGUCUGGCAUAUCUGUUCACUGCUCGCGACUUCAUGAAGGGAGUGUUGGGACUGGCGUGGGUGGCAGCGGACUCUGCAAGUGGGGGCAUCUGCGAGGGCUACAAGAUGCACCAGAAUGGCCAGAUGAAGAGUCUGAACACAGGGGUGAUCACGACAGUGAAUUACGGAGUGCCAGUGGCCGCCAGAGUGUCCCACCUGACAUUCACUCACGAGGUCGGCCAUAACUGGGGCUCACCACACGACUUCCCGAGCACGUGUAAACCGGGGGGACAGCAGGGCAACUACAUAAUGUUCUCCUCUGCCACGGCCGCAGACAAGCCCAACAACAACCGCUUCUCAGAAUGCUCAGUGGCGAAUAUGUCUCACAUAUUAGUGCAGCGCCGCGACGAAUGCUUCAAAGAAGCUGGUCGUGCAAUCUGUGGCAACAUGGUGCUGGAUGAGGACGAGGAGUGUGACUGUGGCUACGAGGCAAACUGUCUCAACAGUGGAGACCAGUGCUGCUGGCCAGCCGACACAGAAUCCUCCUCGCAGGGACAGCCCUGCACCCUCAAAGCAGGACUACGCUGCUCCCCCACUCAGGGACCCUGUUGCACCACGGAGUGCCAGCUGGUGCCGCAGUCGCAACAAAAGCUGUGCCAGGAGGCGACCGAGUGCAUAGAGGCCAGCUACUGUGAUGGAAACAGCUACUUGUGUGAACCAGUGAAGAAACCAGAUCUCACUGAUUGCAAUGCUGCUUCACAGGUGUGCGUGGACGGAGUGUGUUCUGGAUCUGUGUGUCUCAAACAUGGCAUGGAAGACUGUCUGUGUGAAGACGAGGAACACCUGUGCGACCUCUGUUGUCAGCAGACCAAUAAACCCAACACCUGUCAGAGCUCCAGCCACUUCGAACAGUUUGCUUUCAACAAGAAAAUGAGACAUGUCGGCUCCCCUUGCAAUGACUUCAACGGUUAUUGUGAUGCUUUCAACCGAUGCAUGGCUAUUGAUGCAAAUGGACCUCUGUCCAGACUGCGUGAUGCCAUAUUCAAUCCAGACAUCUACAAAGGCAUUUUCGAGUGGGCCAAGGCUCACUGGUGGCUGACUGUCAUUAUCUGCGUGUCUUCUUCAAUUCUGUUCAUUCUUUUCGUCAAAAUAUUCAGUGUGCACACUCCGAGUAGCAAUCCGCACUUGCCCAAAAACAGACAGAUCAGAGAGACGGUAUCCACCCUGCCCAGGACCAUCAGACGCUCCACCUCCUCUGCUAUGGCAGCGGGAGGCGCAGGGGCCAGUCGGCGCAGACAUGCACGACAACAAUAUCAAAGUGGUCGACCUUACUCAGUGUCGGGACCAGCACCAGCCAAUGGACCUUUGGAUCUGGAGCCACCCAGAAACAACCCCAGAGGACCACCUUCACGAGACUCAAGUAAAAAUGGCGCCCCACCCAAACGGCGCAGUAAAAACAGACGGAGCAGCAAUGGCUCCAGACAACCCCCCGCCCACCGCGAUCCAAACUACCCGCCUCCUUUUUCGGGGCGAUCGCCACCUCCCCUUCACAGUCACUAUUCUCAGCCACAUCCGCCAGAUUUAAACCACGCUAAUGAAUUCGAAUUGAGAGAAGUCCUAGCACCGCCCCCAUAUUCGGCCUAGUAGCAAAGCAGUGAACGUUUUUACUACCAGUAGCACAAAUUAAACUCUUCUCCAUGAUCACUAAUUGUUUUCCAUUGUAAAUAAAAGUUGUGAAUUGAAGCCACAACUGAAAUGUUAUUGCAUUUAACUAAUCUGGGUAUCCUUGAAGGGAACAUUGGGGUGGCUUCAUUUCUACCAAAUAAAGAUAUCUAGUAUGACUAAUCAAAAUUAUUGUGCAGUUAAACCAUCCUGGUCAAAUUUGAUAUAAAAUUAGUUGAAUCCUUCAGAUAAGCGUUUAAAUUGUGCUUUCCAAUAUCAACGUAAGCUCUUCAAUUUGAAUAUUGUUUAGAUACUAUGAGACAUUCUGUCUAUUUCUUGAAACUUGUAGUUAGAUUUCGAAAUAUGUAAUAAAGCUUCCUCAUUUGCCUUUU